AUGCCCAAAACAAGAAAAACGGAAUUGUCAGCGACGAGGAGCCAGCGUGGGGGCCGGAGACGACAGAGGCCCGAGAGGGCAGGGCGUGCAAGCAGCAGUACGGCAGCAGAACAGGUAGCGCAACCUCCGGUGCAAAAUCAGAUGGUGGCUUCCCAUUCCCCUCAGCCCUCCACAGCACCCAUGAUGGUGGCGCCAUCCAUCACUGGGGCAGGACCAACAGAUGCUAUUGGCUCAACCCAGCAAGAAUCGACAGAAAUGGCACAAGGUACUAACAUUGGUGCUCAGUCUCAGUCUUUAAUGUUUGGCAAUAACUUUAGUCAACCUGUCAUUAACAAUUCAACCCAAGUAGAUUUAGGUUACCAUGUAGAUAAUGCAACCAAACAAAAAAUUGUCAAUGGGGAAUACAUUAAUUUAGCCACCCUGCUGGUGCGUGAUGCUAACAGGCUACAACUAUCCACAUUGUCAAUGGACUCCCAAGGCCAAAUUAUAGCCCAGCCCAAACACAAUUAUAGAUUGACAACCAUUGAGAAAUGAACAGAUGCCUUUAUCAUUUAUGCAUGCAUAUAUCUUACAGCCCACCCUAGCAAAACACACCAACUAUUCAAAUACAUGCACGACGUUAGGUUGGGGGCCGAAAAAUCGCAGGGUUGGGUCACAUAUGAUGAGCAAUACAGGCUUCGGAUGGCAA
Messenger RNA from Magallana angulata, 688 nucleotides. RefSeq lists its product as uncharacterized. Lineage: Eukaryota; Metazoa; Mollusca; Bivalvia; Ostreida; Ostreidae. The coding region runs from base 1 to 534 and encodes 177 amino acids. The transcript has a single exon. The record is from RefSeq and is a predicted model, not a curated record.